Messenger RNA from Alternaria rosae, 2830 nucleotides. RefSeq names its product heterokaryon incompatibility protein-domain-containing protein. Lineage: Eukaryota; Fungi; Ascomycota; Dothideomycetes; Pleosporales; Pleosporaceae. The record is from RefSeq and is a predicted model, not a curated record. The transcript is spliced from 2 exons. Bases 138 to 2618 code for a protein of 826 amino acids.
GGGUUGUUUAUCUUGUAAGCCGAUAAGACCUUUUUACCAGGGAAGAAGGGUGCAUUGUCGUUCUUUGCAUCAUUAAACAUAUUCCCUCAAAGGGGGAUAUCUCGACUUGACGAAAGAGCUCUUCAAUACUGAACAAUAUGGUGUCGGAAGGACUGGGGGGCAAGCGAGUUCGUCACACGACAGCAUGGCGCCGCAGACGCGGAAUGCCAGAUAUAAAACAAAAGGCAGAAAAGCAACGAUAUCUUACCCGAGAAGAAGAACAGGUGUUACUUGCUAGCAUCAGAGCCACGCUUCAAGCAACAGGCGAAGUUCGUUCACGCGAAGUACGCGAACUAGCAGGAGACAUUAAGCGCCGCCGUUCGCGAAACAUCAAUGACAACACGGUCACCCAACUAAUCGCGAAUCCUGGGGGAAAUUGGCCUGCUCAGUUCCUGGGAGAAAAUCGUCGCGAGCUCAAUAUAAGGAAAUCGGGGGGCGGAGCUUGGUUGACAGUCAUUGGAGACUUUGUUGCUAUGCCUUCAGAUGUCGAGCAGCUUUGCUCGAAGUGUGUAUCGAUCGAUUUGCGACUAGAGGCGGAAUUAGCACGGCGACCCAACGAAAGUCGUGGAAUCAUUACUUUCCAGCCUUCUCCAGACAAUACAGGGAGAAUACAAUGUAAAUUGUGCAGAUUUGUGGAGGACUGCGCAUGGAGCUGGGACUGGCCGCCUGCCGACAAGUUUUCGUUGCGAAUUCACCAUAUGGACAGCGUUUAUGGUCCUACCCUUGCUACAAGCAAGAUCCUGCUGAGUAUUUCUAUGACGAACAGCUCUUCUAAGAAAAAGCACCAAGGUUGGAUUGUUCCAAUACCGCUUGGCACUGAUGCAAGCAUUGAUACUAGAGGGGCCUGGGGGCAACUAGGAAAGGCUGUUGACCUCAAUCAGACAAGGGACUGGCUCAGAUUUUGCGAUCAAAAUCACACGAGCGGUUGUAGGAUGCCCAAGCUCGACACUAUCCCAUUUUUUCGGCUCAUCGACUGCACAACUCGUUCAAUUGUCAAUGCACCUGAUCAAACCAACUAUACGGCAUUAAGCUAUUGCUGGGGUCCUUCUUCAGAUCCGCGACAAGAGGAUUGGACAGAACUACCCUCAGUCGCUCCACUGGUCAUCGAAGACGCGCUCAAAGUUACUCGAGAGCUUGGCAUCCCUUACCUAUGGGUUGACCGAUAUUGCAACUCACAAUCGGAUCCUCAUGUUCUGCCCAUACAACUACAGCAUAUGCAUGCUGUCUACAGAUCUGCAUACGUCACUAUCGUUGCUGGUUCCGGAAUUGAUCCAACCUUUGGUCUUCCGGGUGUAUCUACUCGCGAACGGAAGCCGCAAGUCUCUGUACAAACUCACGGCUAUUACUUGCAUUGUAUCCCAGAUGUUGGGCAGGAGAUUCGGAGCAGUAGAUGGUCAACGCGUGGAUGGACCUACCAGGAGAAUUAUUUAUCGAAGCGACGUCUGGUCUUUACAGAAACGCAAACCUAUUUUCAGUGUUGGAAUAUGCACUGCUGCGAAUCUACUCCGUUAGACCUGGAAAAGGCCCACACGAAGAACCUCGAGAGGUUCAGAGAUACUAUACAUACCUUUCGCGUGUAUCCUCAAAAGGGUAUUGGAAAGACAAGCAACGAUGUCGAGCAACGGAUCCAAGAAUACCUUGGUAGAGAUCUGACUAAAGACUCUGAUGCAUUGAAUGCAUUCCUUGGGAUAUUCCAAGCAUUUCAAGAGCUGGAAGAUCCAGUUUACAAUUUUUGGGGGUUACCGAUCAGUGACGAACGCUCGAUAACACGUACGCACCACACUGUUGUUGAACCAAGCAAGGCGGACGAACUUUAUGGUUCAUUGCUAUCUUCAUUAGCGUGGUCAACAGACUUUUGUGAUAAUGCUAGUACGCAUCUUCUGACGAGGAGACUUAUGUUUCCUUCAUGGACCUGGGCGGCCUGGAAGUGUCUCCCUCUUUUCUCUCGGAAAUCGAUUACGAUGACCCUCGAUUCGCCGUCUAUAAGCUUCAAGACGUACCAAGGGCAAUCUGUGAAGGGUGAACGACUUUUCAGCGCACUAAGGUCGAGUAACAGUACUGUCGUCUUUGAGCCAUGCAUCUACCUUGACGGAUGGGUCACUGAUGUACGUUUGUUGCAGGACGCUUCCAAUGAGAAAGCCAAUCGAGGUUUCCAAGUUCUUUGGCCCAUACCGACCCAUAGAGUGACUAUUGUUGCCGAUACCAGCACAGCGACUUCUCUUCGGAAGCAGGCCUUGUCAGGUUCAUUCCCUGUUCUACUUCUGGGUAGCGAUUCUAUUUUUGAAAACAAUUCCGCCACUCCAACAGACGGUCUUAAGGACGUACAUGCAAUAAUCAUGCAACCUGGCCCGGGCCGUACGCAUACACGACUUGGAGUUGUAUCCUGGAGUCGCUUGGGAAUGCCCUCAUAUGGUGAAGAAGGAAAUGUGUUAAGAAUCAGAGAGCUAGUUGAGGUUCGAAGAAUUGUGCCUCCGUGUCGUUGUGGCUGCAAACCUUCGACCGCCACUUUCAUCAAUCGCUACAUGGAACUUCCUGAUCAUGUGAUGGAGUUUAGAAGAGCGAAGAUCAGACUUGUCUAGACCAGUAGAAUGUCAGAUAUCAUCAAGUUGAGGAAGUGUGUCAGAACGACUUUCAAAGGAAGGUGUGACUAGUAAUGAAAUCGAGUACCAAGAAGAUGAAUAGAGUAAGAAUGUCUACAGAGAAAGAGAAGUAAGCGUGACCGCAAUGUGAUUGAAAUGGCUCAAGACUGCGAUCGUUGGAUCAAGAGUUCAGCCGCUGUAUCGACACGAGA